Lotus japonicus is the source of this 1758-nucleotide messenger RNA. RefSeq names its product nuclear/nucleolar GTPase 2-like. NCBI's taxonomy places the organism in Eukaryota, Viridiplantae, Streptophyta, Magnoliopsida, Fabales, Fabaceae. The transcript is spliced from 12 exons. Gene Ontology annotation, cellular component: nucleolus. The record is from RefSeq and is a predicted model, not a curated record. The coding region runs from base 1 to 1758 and encodes 585 amino acids. Gene Ontology annotation, molecular function: GTP binding.
AUGGCCGGUUUCGGGGUUCACCCUGGUGAAACCCCGAGCGUUAAGGCGGUUGUUGUUCAGUGCCUGAACACUGUUCCAAACGGAACGGUAGAGGCAUUUGUCAUCAAUACACUUAUCACUAGUGCGCCAACUUUCAGAAAUCGAGGGGUUAUCGGUGGAAAGGGAUUUGAGCCCACAGUCGGAUCCUUGAUUUCCAAGCAAUCUGUUAGCCCACAUCCCUUUCUAAAACCUCAUUCUCAUCUUGGCGGCUCAGUUCUCUCUCACUCACUCAGCAAUGGCGAAGAAGAAGAAGAAGAGAGGAAAGUGAACGUCUCCGGAAAACCGAAGCACUCCCUCGACGUCAAUCGGAGCAAUGUCGCCACCAAGAAAGAGGUGCGCUCUGCCGCCACCAUCCGCCGCCUCAAGAUGUACAAAACUAGACCCGUUCGCAACCCCAAGGGCAAGGUCAUAUCCGAGGAGUUUAAGUCCAAGGAGCUUCCCGACACGCGAAUCCAACCUGAUCCCCGCUGGAUCAAAAACACUCAGGUUGUGGAUCAGAAAAAGCUUCAGUUUUUCCUAGAAGAGCUACGACGUCGUAUGUCCUAUCCUUACGAUGUUAUUAUUGGAGAGAAGAAACUGCCCUUGUCACUCCUCAAUGAUCACCAAAAGCAAUCAAGGGUUCACCUUCUUGAUAGACAGCCUUUCACUGAUGCAUUUGGACCUAAGACUAAAAGAAAGCGCCCCGCCCUCUUGGUGUCUGAUUAUGAGUCCUUAGCUAAGAUAGCUGAUGAUUCACAAGAUGCUUUUGAAGAAAAGUAUGGCUCUAGUGGAACUGCAGAAGCUAAUGAAGCAGAUGGAUUUAGAGAUUUAGUGCGGCAUAAUAUGUUUGAGAAAGGUCAAAGCAAACGCAUAUGGGGUGAACUCUACAAGGUCAUAGAUUCUUCAGAUGUUGUUGUCCAGGUUCUAGAUGCAAGGGAUCCACAAGGCACACGGUGUUACCAUUUAGAGAAGCAUUUGAAAGAAAAUUGCAAGCACAAGCACAUGGUGCUUUUACUGAAUAAGUGUGAUCUGAUUCCUGCUUGGGCAACAAAAGGAUGGCUUAGAAUUCUGUCUAAAGAAUAUCCAACUCUAGCAUUCCACGCAAGCAUUAACAAGUCCUUUGGAAAGGGUUCACUUCUAUCGGUUCUGAGACAAUUUGCUCGAUUGAAAAGGGAUAAGAAAGCAAUAUCUGUUGGAUUUGUUGGAUAUCCAAAUGUCGGGAAGUCAUCAGUGAUUAAUACGUUGCGAACAAAAAAUGUCUGCAAGGUUGCUCCAAUUCCAGGGGAAACAAAAGUCUGGCAGUAUAUAACUCUUACAAAGAGGAUCUUUUUGAUUGAUUGUCCAGGUGUUGUCUACCAAAACAAAGAUUCUGAAACAGAUGUUGUGCUGAAGGGUGUGGUAGGUUUCUUUCUGUAUUCUUCAAUUUUAUUUGUCCGCGCCCAGCAAAAAUUUGAGGAUGCUAAGGUGGCCUAUGCGCAGUUGAAGACUGAGUCGGAAACCGCCGCCAAGCGCGCUGAUACUGCCAAGAAGCAAACUAAAGAUGCUUUGGCCGGCAACGCCAUCGUGGAUGGAAAGGUUAUAGGCGAUCCUGAUCCUGAAGUGAGCAGCCUUCCUUUUAUGCAAGAGUCUGACGAUGAGGAUGAGGGUGAGGAUAUGGAGAAAGUUGCUGCGAGCGAAACAACUCAGGGCGAGGGCGUGGAAAAGACUGUCCCCACUGCCAGCGCAGAUAAUCAAGCAUAG